This is a messenger RNA of Blastomyces gilchristii SLH14081, 3052 nucleotides long. Its product is annotated as pre-mRNA-splicing factor cwc26. The record is from RefSeq and is a predicted model, not a curated record. Bases 1172 to 2269 code for a protein of 365 amino acids. The transcript has a single exon. Gene Ontology annotation, cellular component: U2-type spliceosomal complex; RES complex. NCBI's taxonomy places the organism in Eukaryota, Fungi, Ascomycota, Eurotiomycetes, Onygenales, Ajellomycetaceae. Gene Ontology annotation, molecular function: RNA binding. Gene Ontology annotation, biological process: mRNA splicing, via spliceosome.
UUAUAAACUCUCAGAAGGCAAGGGUGGAGGGUUCAUGCUCUUCUUAGGCAAUCGGCCUUCCACCCCGUCUGAGACAACGCUGGUAACUUAAUUAGUGUAGAACCCCGUUAAUCCCCCUCUGGUACGAUGUUCAAGCGUAAGUUAUUUCGUCCAUCUUGGAAGCGUUAGGCCUCCAAGCCUUAGAGCCCGUCCUUGAUGACUCUCUGAUUUCCCGUCAUGUCAACGCACGUCAUCUCUCAAUUUCCUCCGCUUCCGCAUCGGAUGCGUCACUGACCUCCUCCCGCGGUAAGCGAUCCGGGAACCAUCCAAACCGUCCCAGCUCAACAGAAUACUCGCCCAUGCUGUUCACAUGCACGUCCACCCCUUCCUCCCCAAGUGCGGCCGCCUGUCUCGCGGCAGAACCGGGGCCACUUUACCCUAGAUUUUAGUAUGCAAGAUAGAGAUAUAACAAGUAUAAUGAUCAAUGGAAAGGAAACUGUGAAUGCAUACCGAUGAGGUAUUAUUCCCUUGGCGUUUAGCACACGCUGCCACGGUACGUUCUGGUCGUGGUAGAAGUGGUCUGUCCCCGGGCUGUUGGACGGGAGAUAUUUGAGGCACAUGCCUACCUGGCGCGACCGUUGAGCUAAAUAGAGAAGGCUGUCAUGUCAGUAUAACGUAGAUAUUUAACUAGUAAGUUAAUCCUUUCUAUCACAACGUUCUAUCUGUAGCUGGACACAUCUUCUGCUAAAUAUCGCAAGAAUAGAAAUCACCAACACUCGUUAUAACAAAAUUACAUAUGACUGAAUCUAAAAUAGGCGGUGGGAAAAGUAGGGGGAAAUGAAUGAAAGCUCACGCUGCCCGAGGAGCCAUGCGAUAUGGCCGUACGAGCUCACUUUACCACGGGGAAUCUGCUGUACAGCAUCAUAAACGGCAUUGUACCACCACUCCGCCUCAUCGGAGCGAGCCAUGACGGGGAAUUCCAAUUCGUAGAGUGUGUUAUGUUUGAUAAGCCUCCAUUCAAGCACAGGAAAUAAACCCGCCUUACAAACAGUUGAUAUCAUCUCGUAUUCGUAUCUUGUGAGUUAUCGGAUAAUUGAUGUUCCGUGUCCUGAAGCUCUUACAUAGAUUGCUGUGAACGGGGACAAACCAAGCGUACAACUAAACCACAAGAAUACUCACAUCCACGCUCGCAAUGUCCCUAGCCGCCUACCUAGCUAAAAACUACCUCACUGCAGACACACCCUCAACCUCUGACCGCCCCAAAAAGAAGCGAAAGAAAAGUAAACACGCCGACCGGGACACCGAAUCGGGUGGCUUGAUAAUCGCAGACGACGACCCACCAGACCUCCGCAGCUCAUCUAUAAAGUCCAGGAGCCAUGGAUACGGGCGCGGCAGCGGUGAUGAUGAUGGUGGUGAUGAUGACUCCCCAUACACAAUAGCUAGUGCGGGUCAUUCGGCCGAAUUCCGCAAAUCGAAAAAAUCCAGCUGGAAGACGGUAGGCGGGCCUGCAGCGCCGUCAAAUGCCGAGCAGGCGGCGGCAGACGCCAUUCUUGCCUCAGCUGCCGCGGAGCAAGCUGCUCAUGCACAAGAGAGCGAAGAUAAGCCUGUUAUUGCCGAUGCGGAACACGAUGGCGAGCUACGAAUGGAGUCCGGUGCGCGGGCGGGUUUACAGACAGCUGAAGAGACGGAGGCCAUGGUAGCUGCCCAACAGCGGAAACGGGAGCGGGAAUCUCUUGCGAUGAAGAAGAAAUCCGGCAAGACGGGCGGGAAUGGUAACGGACUAGAGUCCGAGACCAUCUACCGCGACGCGAGCGGGCGGAUAAUCAACGUGGCGAUGAAGAGGGCAGAGGCACGGCGGGCGGCGGAGGAAGCGGCGGCAGCCGAAGCGGCGGCCAAAGAGGCGUUGAAGGGCGACGUGCAGCGGCGUGAGAGGGAGGCGCGGAGGGAGGCGGUGCGGGAGGCCAAAUAUAUGCCAUUGGCAAGGACAGUCGAGGAUGAAGAGAUGAAUGCGGAGCUGAAGGCUAGGGUGAGAUGGAAUGACCCCGCUGCGGAGUUUUUGACUUCGAUCAAAGGCGCUGGCUCAGUUGGUGCUGGUGUCAGUGUUGGUAGGGGGAAGAGUGGGAGGAAGGUAUAUACAGGGCCCGCUGCGCCGAAUCGGUAUGGGAUACGGCCCGGACAUAGGUGGGACGGGGUAGACCGGGGGAAUGGAUUUGAGCAACAAUGGUUUGAAGCGCGGAAUAAGAUAAAGAUGCGGGAAGGCUUAGAGUAUGCUUGGACGAUGGACGAGUAGGGGGUUGGGUUGUGCUUUUUUUUUUUUUUUUUUUUUUUUUUUGGAGGUCUCUCUUCUUCAAUUUCCUUGUACCAGGUUUUAAUUAAUUGCGAAGCUGGUCUCGUGGGAAAAUUAGGGCAGGAAUUUGAUGAUUUACGGCAUAGUUAUUAGAUAUACCCAUUUCUUGAAACGUACGGAGUUAUCAUAAAGGAAACCACUUUCUCACUCCCAAGACCUAGAGCAGCAGACGCUGCAAACUUGCCAUGAAGUGUAGCUCAGCAAGACCAGUUAACUAAGCCCAUUCAUUGGACAUGACGUAAUAUGGCAUGAAUAUAUAUUUACACCAGUACACAUUAUUAAUUCCACCAGAUCCGGCCUCCUAAUAUACGAUAAUGUGAUUAUAAAGUGGUAUAAAUAAUCUCUAACAAAACUCCCUCAACACCCUGCUAACUAUCCAAAAUGUAACGAUGCCUAGAUGGAAAUGGUAAGGCUCUGUCAUUAAAGAGAACAGCCUAGCACACUAAGGAGUAGGUGCUUGAACAGCAGGGGGAGGCGGGACAGAAGGUCGGUCAGAACACAAUUACAAUCCGAACUGGUGAGGGUAGCGAAAAAGGAGGACAAGAAGAGGAAAACAAUGGGUAACUAUAUAUAGGAAGCGAAGAGAUUGGGCCAGUAAGAAGGAUAAAACCUAACCAUAUGUUCAAGUCUCUCGCUAAUCCUACCCACCACCUACCUACCUACAUACUGACAUAUGUCUAUAUAUAUAUAUUAGGCAAAUGGGUUGUGGGGGCUAGGCAAUGAAUA